CAGAUAUAGGUAUGUAAACCAACAAAAAAACAUUCAGCUAAAUUUGAAGAAUUAUGGUUUAGUUUGUUAUCUUUCAUGUGAUGCGAUUGGUUACUCUAUUGCUAUGGCAACAGCUAACGGUCGCAUAAGAUGAACAGAUAGGUGACAAGGACAGGUCUCAUAACACAUCAUGCCUAUAACAGCCAAACGAUGUGGGAUUAAGUUUGAUCCACCUUCAGUCAUUCUCAUAUAUGAAAAUGAACAUAUAAACAAGUUGCGUAAACGAGUAAUGCCAGUGAGGAGCUUUUCACAAUACUCAGACUGCAGCAGGGCUGCAGAGAGAUUGAAGCAUCAUCCUCGUCAUGGACAUUACCUGGACUCAGUGUCACUGGAGCAGCUGGUGAGGUUACACACAGUACUCCGGGAUCACCUGCGAGGUCUCAGUGUGGAGGAGAGUCUGAGAGAACAACGCCGCUCUCAUACAGACGACGAAGAUCUCAACAAGGUCAGUGACGAGGAACUGAAGCGACGCAAAGCAGAGAUGGACGUGCUGUUCGAGCUCAACCGGCGCCGCAAAGACGAACCAGACUUUGUAUAUGACCUCGAGGUGGAAUUUCCUGAAAACAGCGUACGGGAAACGUGCAGCUGGGACCAAUCUGAUGAAGAGUUUUGAGUAGUAUGUAGUGUAGUAGUACAGCUCCAGGGUCUCAUAUGAAGUUUCAUGUAUUUUUGAUGUAUCGUGUCUGUGUGGGUUUCCACAGAGUCCUUCAGUUUCCUUCCACCUCCCAAAAACAUGCCAGUAGGUGGCUAGUUAAAUAUUUAUUUUUAAAAUAUUUUGUAACAUCUAUUCCACAUAUCGCUUAAAUAUCAUAAUAGCACAGAAACAAAACUGGAUGAUCUGGAUGUCACACUUUAACCUUUCAUUAAUAGCUAAUAAACUUAACAGUACAAGACCACA
This is a messenger RNA of Tachysurus fulvidraco (yellow catfish), 937 nucleotides long. RefSeq names its product centrosomal protein 19 (gene cep19). The record is from RefSeq and is a predicted model, not a curated record. The coding region runs from base 170 to 652 and encodes 160 amino acids. The transcript is spliced from 3 exons. Gene Ontology annotation, cellular component: spindle pole; ciliary basal body; centrosome. Gene Ontology annotation, biological process: trans-Golgi to periciliary membrane compartment transport; microtubule anchoring at centrosome. Lineage: Eukaryota; Metazoa; Chordata; Actinopteri; Siluriformes; Bagridae.